Cimex lectularius (bed bug) is the source of this 3202-nucleotide messenger RNA. It is a transcript of the gene wech, whose product is annotated as E3 ubiquitin-protein ligase TRIM71. Lineage: Eukaryota; Metazoa; Arthropoda; Insecta; Hemiptera; Cimicidae. The transcript is spliced from 4 exons. The record is from RefSeq and is a predicted model, not a curated record. Gene Ontology annotation, biological process: proteasome-mediated ubiquitin-dependent protein catabolic process; protein polyubiquitination. Gene Ontology annotation, molecular function: zinc ion binding; protein binding; ubiquitin protein ligase activity. Bases 19 to 2442 code for a protein of 807 amino acids.
UUUGUUGUGGUAAAACGAAUGAGACAAGAUCCUUUAUCAUUCCACUCGAAUAAACAGCUAGCACGACGAGUCUCUUAUCGCCGACGGACCGAUGUCCCCACGCAAGAUGGCCAACGACUGGGAUCUCGAUGCCCUCUUGAAAUGUUUCAAAUUGGACGAGUCGUCACGGCUAAGUUCAAAACCCGCUUUAAAGCUAAGUUAAAAGGCAGUGAAGAUGUCGAGAAGUCGAGCCUCGAACGAGAGACCAAACCAGCAAAGAUUGGCAGGCCACAAGUAAUAGGCGAGAUGACUUCUUCUAUGCGCGAUGAAGAGUUCUCAUUAAAUCAAAAUGAUAUGGCAACAACAUUUUCUGAUCAUAACACAAUACUACAAUGCCUUGGUAAUUUAUGCCCUCUCGAACCGGAAGACCUUCUGCUCAAUGAUCUUCUUCAAGAUAAAAAUGAUUCCCAAUGUCUUUGCCACAACUGUGAUGAAUGUGCGAAAGCUACCUCAAGAUGUAAAGAUUGUGACGAAUUACUUUGUGAUAGCUGUGUAAGAGCUCAUAUUAGAGUUAAACUGACAAAGGAUCAUUGCAUUGUACGUAUUACCGAUUCUCAGCAAAGUCCAACUUUCAAUAACGCUUCGUCGAUCGCCAGCAGCGGAAGUCCCAAUAGCACAAUUUUAAAUGAUAGUACGCAUUGUGAUAUACAUUUGACAGAAACUGUUAAACUUUACUGUGAUACCUGCUGCACGUCAAUAUGUGGUGAAUGUACUAUGAGAGAACAUAGAGGGCAUUCUUUUGUAUACCUCCAAGAUGCGAUCGAAGGUGCUAGAGCAGCAUCGGUCAGGCUGAUUACAGAUGCGAAAAUGGGAGCUCAAUCAGUAAAAGAAUGUUUAGAUAUUUCACAAAGAAUGAUCGAUUCUGUAAACUUGAAAAGUCAUGAAGUAGGAAGAGAAAUUAGAACAAUGAUAAGAAAGGCUAAAGUAGUUCUCGAAGAUAGGGAAAGGGAUUUAUUGAUGAAAGUUGACAAAAUUAGAGUUAUGAAGCAAAAGGCGAUCCAACAACAGAUUGACGGUCUCAGAGCUGUGCUAAGCUGUUAUUCGAACACUUCUGAAAUGCUGUCUGAUGUUUUGGAAGUCGGAAGUCCGAUUGAUAUUCUUCAUGCAAAAGAAAACUCAUUCACCGAGCUCAAAAAAAUUAGAAGCAUCCGUUCUGGUAUGCACCAUAUUGAUGAUGAAAUUACUUUUAUUCCACCAGACGCUUCAUUUCUACUGGCACUGAAUAAUAUGGGUGAUGUAACAUGCUCUGGAUGCCCUCCAUCGACUAUUGUAGAAGGCAUUUUAAGAAAUAUUGGCACUCGUAUAACACCCUUUUUUCCGAACAAAAAUGAUGUUGCACCGAUUGCUGAUGGACUGUCACCAUUUUUACCACCGACUGAGAGUAGCUCCAAUUCUAUUCCCUCUAUUAUGGAAGAUGAUAAGCUUAGUCUCUGGUCUUCAUCUCCGUUUAAACCCAAAAUUGAACUCGGUUUACCAUACCACAGAAUGUUGGCACGUAACAGAACAAUAAACAGCAUUUCACUCAUGAGGAGGACUCCACGAGAUUACACAGAUGCAGGACGCCCCCAUGUCGUUAUUGGGGGUGAAGGAGAACAAGACGGACAGUUGUGCAGACCUUGGGGCGUUUGCUGUGAUUUUGAGGGCAACAUAAUUGCAGCUGACAGGAGUAAUAAUAGAAUACAAAUUUUUAAAAGUGAUGGUACUUUUCUGAGAAAAUUUGGCUCCCACGGUUCGGAACCAGGUUACUUUGACCGUCCUGCUUCAGUGGCAGUAGAUCCUCUGGGAAGGAUUGUCGUAACAGAUAAAGAUAAUCACAGAGUUCAAGUAUUCACACCAGAAGGUCAAUUUGUUUUCACAUUUGGUGAAAAAGGCUCAAAGAUUGGUCAAUUCAAUUACCCAUGGGACAUCGAUGUAGAUUCAAGAGGAAGAAUAGUAGUUUCAGACACAAGAAAUCAUCGUAUACAAUUAUUUUCAAUUGAUGGAACUUUCCUAUGCAAAUAUGGAUUCGAAAAUACUACCAACAUGGUGAAACAUUUUGACUCCCCAAGAGGUGUUUGUUUUGGAGCAAAAGGCUGUGUCAUCGUGACCGACUUCAAUAAUCAUCGACUUGUCGUUAUUGAUCCAAAUUUCCGCAAUGCACGCUUUUUGGGUACAGAGGGCUCUGCGGCAAAGCAAUUCUUACGUCCGCAAGGUGUAGCUGUCGAUCACGAGGGCAAGAUAAUAGUUGCAGAUUCAAGAAACAACAGAAUACAGAUUUUUGAACAAAACGGAAGUUUCCUAUGGCAGUUUGGAACUGCUGGUAAAGAGCCUGGACAAUUGGAUCGUCCGAGUGGAGUUUGCUUGACACCAGAUGGAAAGGUCGUAGUUGUCGAUUUUGGAAAUAACAGAAUUCAAGUUUUUUAAGAUGACAAUCCUAUAUAAGAUUAAUUUUAACCAUAUUUUGUGACAAUCCAAAGUGAUACAAAAUAUUUUCAAUUGUAGUGAAAUUUUAUACCAUUUUUAUCUGGGAGCUUACCCAUGUCCAUGAUUGAAUAAUAUAACCCAUUCAAUGUGGUUAUGACAGUACACAUUUUUAUUUUAAAAGAAUAUUUGUGGGAAUUCAGAUGUUUAACAGCUGUAUUGAUUAUUUUCCCAUAUUUUAUAUUAUGACGAUACCUCAGGUUUUGCUAAGUACAAAGUUUUGUGAAUUUUAGUAAUACGGAUUUUCAUUGCUUACAAUUACUUUGAAAGAAGAUCUGAUACUUCUUCAAGAAAAAAAAGCCAUAUUUGAUUGUUGCUUUUUUUGUUUAAUUACCUUAAAAACUUAAAAAGUGUAAGUUAUGCAUUUAAGUCAAGAGACUGGAGAAAAAGACUGAAUUUUAGUAUAAAGUCAUGUUAUAAUGCUUAAGAAAUUAAUAUACUUGAAAUUUAAAAAAUACCAAGUAUAUUAAAAGUGAUUUCAUUAUGAAAUUUUAAAAAAAUAUUGUAAUCAAGAUCUUAAUUUAGUACGUAACAAAUUCAAAGACUUAAUUCUAAUUGUAUUGUUAAUGAACUUUUUUUAUAAUCAAUUAUAAAGUUACUUUAUUUAGUUAAUAAGGGUGAUCAAAAUACACAUGAAUAAGACUGUACACUUUAGGAUAUUCCUAAAGAUUUAUAUGAUAUAAACGUCUUUCUUUUUUUAUGA